AUGACUGAUGAAUCGAAAAGAGCUUGUGGAAUUCUCGUACUAGCAACAAACUGUCAAGUUAUUAUUUGUUUUGAAGAGAUCUUACGAUCUGAAUCACGUAAACAAGUGAUGCAAGCAUUAACAGACUUAUACACAAUCACACCAAUGUUAACAAGAAUUGUGAUUUAUGAUGCUGGUUGUUUAUUAGCAAAAUCUGUUCGAGCAAAUUUUGCUGAUGAAUCAAGAUCAAAUGAAUUUAAUAAUAAUAUUGGAUUUAAAGCUUUAAAAGAAGUUCGAUUCUUUGUGGAUCGUUUUCAUUUAUCAAAUCAUAAAGAUAAGUACUGUCAUACGCAUUUGAAUCUCGAUUUAGAUGAUACAUUGAAAAAUAUUAACAGUAGUUCUUGUGAACAAAUCAACUCGUGGAUUAAGUCAUAUUCACAGAUGCUUUCAAAUAUGAAUGAAUAUCGAUUUGUUGCUGCCUUAUUGAUAUUAUUUCAUUUACGUAAUUGUUCCCAUACCAAUGAAUCGAACAAUUAUGCGGUCAAUUCUUCGUCAAAUAAAUCGGAAUCAUCUUCGAAAACUCCCAGUGAGAAAAUCUCAAUCAAUCAAUCAUCUCGUUCCAGCAUAAGAGAUUCAUUAUCAUCAUCUGAAGCGGCUGUGCAGGUAAGUGAUGAAUAUUCUAAUCCUAUUCCAUUCAAUUUGGAUGUGUCGGCGAACAUUAAUCAUCAACAAAAUGAAAUUUCAAUUGAAAACAGUUUGAAUACAAAUUCAUCUUUUAUAGUACCAAACAAUUUGAAUAUUGUUAAUGAACAAUACAAAGUAACAACUCAUCAAUUAUCAGAGGAUCUGUCUAUCAAAAUUCCAUCUAAUUCAGAAAUAACAAUUAGUGGCUUUACAUUAAAAUGGCCCACAUUUGAAGUUAAAAAUGUUAUGUAUACAGGCCAAGCAUAUACUCUCUAUAAUACAUGUGCUAUCGAUUCGGCUCUUUUUUCUCUUUAUUUCAUAUACGUAACAGAUGAAAUUAUUUCAUCUGAGCUCAAAGAAGCCGCAGAAUCAUCACCUUAUGCAACACUAAUAAAAACUUUCAAUAUUGUAGAAAAGGAAGGAUGGGACGUAGCACGUAUUUAUUGGUUAUUGAAUUCUACCGAUGAAAACAUUGAUAAAUUUGAGAUUGAAACUGAGGGUGUAUGUCCAAUAAUGAUGAAGCGCAAAGAAGAAAUAAGUGAAGCUGAAGCACUUCAAAAGAAAUACAGAGAUGGUCGCGUACCCUUUUUCAAUUGUGAAACAAACAAAAAUGAAUAUGAGCGUGGCUGGAUAUGUAACUCUACAAAUAUUCACACAUCAGCUACAUUUGAUUAUGGCCAUCCUCCCAUAACCAUUGUAAAUAUUAAGCUAUUUUCAAAAAGAAUAGAUGAAGGCUACGAGCCAAAUCCAGUUCGACUUCGUGAUCUUAAAGACACCAUUAGAAUCUGUUCUAUUAAAUAUAAGCUGCGUGCCGUGAUUAAUCAUCGAGAUGCGCACUUCACUGCCACUCUAAUUGGUUCUGACAAAGAAUUGUAUAUAUACGACGAUCGACAAGGUGCUCGACGUACUCGCACUUCACCAGACCGCGUCGAAAUAGCUGUGUACACGCAAAUCUAUGAAUAUUAG
Messenger RNA from Rotaria socialis, 1629 nucleotides. NCBI's taxonomy places the organism in Eukaryota, Metazoa, Rotifera, Eurotatoria, Philodinida, Philodinidae. The record is from the annotation of a GenBank genome assembly.